AUGCUUGCCACGGAGACCGAGCUCGAAAUCAUCCAAUGGAAUAAGACUCUCGGAAAGCUAUCAAUGUCCCAGCUUGAGGAACGAAUCAGUGUUGAAUUCCGAACAUGGCAGAAAGUGAUGAGCUGUGGGCUGCCUGUUGGUCUGGAGCACAACCACCCUCUGAGAUUUGACCGUGCUCGGCAUGCCGUCCCUCUCACCCACAACGAUUGGAGACACAUUGAAGCGUGUUGGAAUGUGGUGGUGUCGGAGUGGCUUGUACGGUGUCUCUGGAGCCCAGUGAAGGGUAGAUAG
Cryptococcus wingfieldii CBS 7118 is the source of this 291-nucleotide messenger RNA. RefSeq lists its product as hypothetical. Lineage: Eukaryota; Fungi; Basidiomycota; Tremellomycetes; Tremellales; Cryptococcaceae. Bases 1 to 291 code for a protein of 96 amino acids. The transcript is spliced from 3 exons. The record is from RefSeq and is a predicted model, not a curated record.